Messenger RNA from Chlamydomonas reinhardtii, 3619 nucleotides. RefSeq lists its product as uncharacterized. Bases 104 to 2176 code for a protein of 690 amino acids. Gene Ontology annotation, molecular function: protein binding. The record is from RefSeq and is a predicted model, not a curated record. The transcript has 15 exons. Lineage: Eukaryota; Viridiplantae; Chlorophyta; Chlorophyceae; Chlamydomonadales; Chlamydomonadaceae.
GUAAUUUUGCGCCUACUUGUACUUCAAUUUAUUAGGACGUCGCGAAAACACCGAGCCGCCGCGACAACUUGCUGUUGGACCCACACUCGACAGUUCGGAACGAAUGGCGAAGACGAAGACGAAGUCGCCUGCCAAGCCGGCCCCUGCGGCUCCGGCGAACCUGGACACUGAGGUCGCGAAGAAGUUUGUGGAGCUGAAGACUGAGGGCAACCAGGCGUUCGCGCGUGGCGACUACGCCAAGGCGCUGAACGUUUACGACGAUGCGAUCAAGCUGCUGCCGACGACCGCCCCUGAGCGUGCCGAUAUCUACAACAACAAAGCGGCUUGCUUCAUCGGUCAGAAGAGGUACAAGGAGGCUGUGAAGGAAUGCACCAGCGCGCUGGAGGUGGCGCCCAACAGCGUGCGCGCGCUGCAGCGCCGCGCCAAGGCCUUUGAGCAGCAGGGCCUGUACAAGGAGGCUCUGGCCGACGUCACCGCCAUCAACAAGACAGACCUGGCCUCGCCCGAAACGCAGGAGCAGGAGCGCCGCCUGCGCGAGGCGGCCGCCCGCGGCGGCGCCGCGGGCGCCGCCGCCGCGCGCCCCCGCUCUGCGGUGGCGCCCGGCGCCCGCGCAGCGGGCGCCGGAGGCGGCUCCGCCGUCGCGGCCGCAGCUCAGAACAACAAGCUUCAAAACCUGCUGCAGCAGGGCGUGUUUGUGGCCAAGGCCACGCUGGGCGACGACACAAAGCUGGUUCACCUGUCGCUGAGCAACAGCUACGCGGACGUGCUGGCGGCGGUGCAGCAGAAGUUCCCCAGCGCGGGCGCCUUCCUGCUCAAGUACGUGGACAAGAACGGCGACCUCAUCACCCUCACAUGCAAGGCGGACAUGCACACGGCGCUGGGCGAGCUGGUGCAGCAGUACCAGCGGCAGGUGCAGGGGCAGGGCGCGCACGGGCCCAAGCUCACCUCCUUCCCGCCGCUCAAGCUCAUCGUGCAGCCCUGCGCCGAGGCGGACGUGCCCAAGCCCCCCGUGGAGGAGGAGCUGGAGCGGGCGCAGCUGGCGGCCAUGCAGCGGGCGCAGCUGGCGGCGGCGCAGGCCAAGGUGGCGGAGGCGGGCGGCGCGGGCGAGGAGGCGGCGCACAUGGACAGCUGGGUGAUGGACUUCGCGCAGCUGUUUGUGCAGCAGACCGGCCUGGAGCCCGACAAGCACAUUGACCUUCACAACAUGGGGUGGGAGGCGGUGACCAAGGCACUUGACAGCACCAUUCACGCCGAGGCCGCCACGCCGCUGUUCGCCAAGGCGCGCGACUCCUUCCGCGACGUGGCCGCCACCGGCCUCACCGGCUGGGGCCAGGUGCACCAGCUGCAGGGCAACCGGCUGCUGGAGGCGGCGGGCCGCGCCGGCAAGAAGCUGGAGGAGGUCAAGUCGGCUGUGGAGGCGGAGUUCGCGGAGGCCGAGAAGCGAUAUGGCGAGGCUCUGGCCUACAGCCCCGACUUCUUCGACGCCGCAGCCAACAUGUGCCAGCUGGUGUUCGAGCGUGCCAAGCUGGCCGCCGGACUCAUGCCGGCGCCCGAGCCGGAGAAGAAGUCUGAGGGCGAGGAGGCCAACGGCAAGGACGCCGGCAAGAGCCAGGAGCAGGUGGCGGCGGAGCAGUCGGAGGCGGCGGCGGCCGCCACCAAGGCGGCGCUGGCUAAGCUGACGGCGGCGGGUGUGGAGGGCGCCAAGGCGCUGUACGGCAGUGCCAUGUCGUGGGCGGACAAGGCGGUGGGGCUGGCGCCCAAGCACGACGAGGCGCAGGCGGCGCGGGUGGCGGAGGGCGGCGCGGCUGCUGCGGCCGCCAACCCCGGCGAGUUCAGCUUCAAGGCGCAGGCGCUGGUGCUCAAGGGCAACUUCAUGUACGAGUGGAGCCAGAUGCUGGCGGCUGUGGGGCGGCCGGAGGCGGAGUGGCGGGCGGAGCUGGAGGCGGCGCAGGCGCUGUUCCGCGAGGCGGGCUGCCCGGAGAAGGACAUCCGCAACGCGCUGCGGAACCACCUCAAGGCGCCGGAGCUGAACAUCCCCGCUGAGGAGGAGGAGCCGGCCAAGGAGGAGGCCAAGCCUGCCGCCGCAGCCGCCGCAGCCAAGGAGGAGCCGGCUGCUGAGGAGAAGCCCAAGGCCAAGGGGCUGCCCUCGCUGGAGGUGAAGAAGGCCAAGAAGUGAAUGCCGCUGGGCCACGGCCGCUGGAUCCCCAUCACCGAGGAGGGGCAGGAGCAGGUGGGCAGCAGAGCAGGCGGCCAGCGGGCGCAAGUGAUGGUGCCGAUGCUCCAGCAGAAGCAGAAGCAGCAGAAGCUGAUCCAGCAGCAGCAGCAGCAGAAGCUGAUGGAGCAGCAGCAGCAGCAGCAGAAGCUGAUGGAGCGGGAGCAGCAGCAGCUGCGGCUGCGGGAGAGGAAGCUCGAGCAGGCUAAGGGCUACAGCGACCGGGAGGGCGCAGCAGCAGGGUGAGGAGCGCGACCCGGAUGCGGCGGGUCCGGGCGCGAGGAGGAUGGUGGCAUUAGAGUGCAAGCUCGGCUGCGUGUGGCUUGUGGCAGCGAUUGCUGCGUCUUUGCAACGCAACGGGUUGGACAACUAUAGGCGGUUGGACGGUUGAGGACUCGGGUGGAUGGGGGUGCAGAUUCAAACCUUGCACGCGUUGGCAACGCAGCUGCUUUGGCGGCUGCUGCUGUUGGCUUCAGGAUUUAGGGGCCACUUGCAGCUGGCUUGGCGCAUCUGUUGACUAAGCCAAGAUAGUGUUGGGGGCGGCUCGGCUGUAGCCGGGAUGGUUGGGUGGAGCACGGUCAGGCAGCGUGGUGUGCCGCACUGCGCACGGAGACGGGUGUUGCAGCAUUCAUGUGCUCGGCUUGGGCGCGGGUGUUGCUGGUAGCGCGACGCACGUGUUGUUUCUUUCGGACAAUCCCCCGGGCGGUGCGGGCGGACUAAUACCUUGACAGGCACUGAUCACGUUCUGAUAACUGACAGAACGUGUCUGAUGACUAGUCGUGUGGCUGUGUGCUAACUGCUAAGGCGGAUCAGGCUGCCAAGCCAAUCGAGUUUUCACAGGUUCGAUUUUGUGGCGGUGAGAGCCGCCUCACCCCGGUUAGCGCACGUGCUUGAGCACUGUGCCGCAUCAGGGUGCUAGGGCGGAUCCGGACGCGCGAUGAUGAUAUAUGCCUCUGGUGUGCGGCGCUGCUGUGUUUCCAUUCCCCGACAAACUAUAUUUGUUCGGGCAGAACUGUGAGGCAGGGUGGAGUACGGUAUUCUGAAAGUAUAUUUGCAGCCUUGCGGGCAACCAACAUAGCUCAUCCCAUGGAAGCGGCGGAUGCAGGCCUCUGGUUGCCCAUCACUGUGCGUCACGAGCUAGAGAUGAUGCUGCGGCGUAUAUCCGGCUAGAGUGCAUCGCGCGGGCAAGGUGGCAUGUCACAUUGGACUAUGAACAGGAAAGCAGCUAGUCGCAUGACGGAAGGAUACGGGUGUAGAUAGCAUACCGGUGGGGCGGCGCUGGGGCGGAUAUCAGUGGACCGUGGCUGCAUGGGAGACGUGCUCUGUGGCAGUGGCACGGGCCGUAGGGCUGCAAGGAACGGCUUGCAGCGCAGGACAGCGGACGCAUAAGUGUAAAAGCAGUAAAAU